AUGCAAGGCUUGAAGGGGGCCUAUGUCCAAGAGAACAAAACCGAUCGUAGUAACAUAACCACUAUCGUUCUUUCAGGGGUACGGCCACAAUACACCAUCACUAUUGAUCGUCGUCACGUUAUCGAUAUACCCAACACGUACAGCGUGUGCUACUAUUCCAUCACGGUCUUGCCGGAGGUCAGUGAUAUCGGUUUGUUCAAAACUGUCUCUCUCCAAGGAUCAACAAUAUGCAAGCUUGUCCCCGCCCUUAUGGUCCCGGGAUCUCUGGAGUGCGCUGUGCCCUACAUCCAGAAGCUUGUAGACUUUUUCUACAUAUACGCUGAAUAUUUGACGGGCAAAUCCAACCAAGACAUUUUGAUUGAGGCCAAUCGGGUUUGCCGGGAAUUUAAUUUCUCGAGUUUGAAAGUGAUAAACACUGUGGCUAGCCUUGCCAGGGGAAUUCGUCUGAUUGUACGUCCGUAUCUCGCUCUGAAGAACAAUACCUAUACUAGGGAAGAGGCUGGGGAGGCGUCUAACUCUUACUUGGCAAAGUACAAGAAUGGGUUAGAUGAUGUCGUCAAAGCAGCCUCUAAAACAGGUGCAAUCUUCACUCGUGGCUUUAUGAGAGAGUACGUUAAGCAAUACACUCACUUUCUCAUCCUUUCAGUCUCGUGUGAAAAGUUUCUAAAGACUACCUCCACCACUGCGCACUAA
Molecule: messenger RNA, 693 nt
Organism: Giardia duodenalis
Lineage: Eukaryota; Fornicata; Diplomonadida; Hexamitidae
Exons: 1
Coding region: 1-693 (230 amino acids)
Source: RefSeq, a predicted model, not a curated record